AUGUAUGGAGCUCUCGCCAUCGCUUUGGCAGCCUCGCUGCUCUUCAUUCGCCUCAUUCUAUACCCGAUUCUCGUAUACUUCAUCGACCGCAAGGGCUUACGACGAUACCCUUCCAUGAGCCUUCUCGCUGGAGUCACCAACAUCCCCUACAUGAUUGCAAGCGCUCAUGGUACACGCUCAAAGCGACUGGCCGAGCUGCAUAAGAAGCAUCCGGUUCUACGAGUUGGUCCGAAUUCGCUCUCCUACGGUGACGCUCGUGCCAUCAAGGACAUUUACGGCCACUCCACCAAGUGCAUCAAAGACGAUAUGUACCAAUUACUCUCCGGGAGCCACUUCCACCUAGCCGACGUGAUCGACAAGAAGGAACAUCAGCGAAAGCGAAAGGUCCUGUCCACUGCCUACGCCUUGAAGAAUCUCGAAGACUGGGAGUUCAAAGUCAUCGACAAGGUGAACAAACUGUGUGGUCAGUUUGACAAGCGAUGCCUAACUGCAGGACAAGAGUCCUCGCUCCAGGCGGAUGUCAGUGUCAUUGACUGGCGCGCUUGGUCGAACUUCUUCACGAUGGAUGCGAUCGCAGAUAUCGGAUUGAACGCCACGCUGGGAUGUCUAGACCACGGAGAUGACAUGACAGUCUCGGAGUCUUUGGACGGUACCACACGGCUCGUCAGCUACCGGGAAUGCCUCCAUAGUCAGAUCACCGCUCAAUCACAGCUGGUGUGGUCGUAUGGAUGGUACAAGUCGCUGGUGACAUGGUCGAGGCGGCUGCCGACUCGAUACCGAAAGCUUUUCGCAAGCGGUGACGGCUUUGACGGGAUUGUAAUCCAUCAAGUUCGCAAGCGACUACAGCGAUAUCAGAAGGGUGAGAAGUUGGAUGACUUCUUCCAGGCCCUGAUGGAAACGAAAGAUGGAUCUCCCAAUUAUCUCCCCUUUGGGGAGAUUGUAGCGGAGAUCUCAAUUAUGCUCAACGCUGGAUCACUCUCCACCGCCGUGGCUCUCAAUAACGUGAUGUACAUGCUGCUGAAGCACCCGGACGUGCUCGCCAAACUCCGCGAGGAAGUAGAUGCAGUAGCCGAUGAUGAUGAGAUGUCAAUCCCAUACGACAAGGUGAAAGACCUCCCGUAUCUGCGAGCCUGCCUGGAUGAGAGUCUGAGAAUCCUUCCUCCGACGCCGUUCAAUCUACCUCGAAAGACCCCCUCCGAGGGAUGCGAGAUCUUAGGCCAGUGGGUCCCAGGCAAUACUACCGUGUCCAUGUCAUCAUAUGUUGCACAUCGGGAUGCCAAUGUGUUCCCAGACCCGGAGGUCUUCCGUCCUGAGCGCUGGCUGGGGGAAGCAGGAAAACAGCUUCAGCCAUACUUCAUCACCUUCAGUGCUGGCGCUCGUGGCUGUAUUGGUCGGAAUAUCAGUUAUCUGGAGCAGAUAACUCUCAUUUCGUCUAUCGUUCAUCGAUACGAUCUAGAGUUGGCAAAUCCGUCGGUGCCGCAGACUUCGUACGAGCAUUUGAAUAUGAACCCGGGUCCACUUCCGGUGAGGUUGAGGUUACGAAGGCUGACAUGA
Molecule: messenger RNA, 1554 nt
Organism: Aspergillus pseudonomiae
Lineage: Eukaryota; Fungi; Ascomycota; Eurotiomycetes; Eurotiales; Aspergillaceae
Product: cytochrome P450
Exons: 3
Coding region: 1-1554 (517 amino acids)
Molecular function (GO): iron ion binding; heme binding; monooxygenase activity
Source: RefSeq, a predicted model, not a curated record